Molecule: messenger RNA, 2125 nt
Organism: Myotis davidii
Lineage: Eukaryota; Metazoa; Chordata; Mammalia; Chiroptera; Vespertilionidae
Gene: GFRA1
Product: GDNF family receptor alpha 1
Exons: 9
Coding region: 111-1292 (393 amino acids)
Biological process (GO): nervous system development
Cellular component (GO): external side of plasma membrane; signaling receptor complex
Molecular function (GO): signaling receptor activity
Source: RefSeq, a predicted model, not a curated record
AGCAGACCUGCAGCACCAAGUACCGCACGCUGAGGCAGUGCGUGGCGGGCAAGGAGACCAACUUCAGCCUGACGUCCGGCCUGGAGGCCAAGGACGAGUGCCGCAGCGCCAUGGAGGCCCUCAAGCAGAAGUCGCUCUACAGCUGCCGCUGCAAGCGCGGCAUGAAGAAGGAGAAGAACUGCCUGCGCAUCUACUGGAGCAUGUACCAGAGCCUGCAGGGAAAUGAUCUGCUCGAAGAUUCUCCCUAUGAACCAGUCAACAGCAGAUUGUCUGAUAUAUUCCGGGUGGUUCCCUUCAUACCUGACGUGUUUCAGCAAGUGGAGCACAUCCCCAAAGGGAACAACUGCCUGGACGCCGCCAAGGCCUGCAACCUGGACGACACCUGCAAGAAGUACAGGUCCGCCUACAUCACCCCGUGCACCACCAGCAUGUCCAAUGAGGUCUGCAACCGGCGCAAGUGCCACAAGGCCCUGAGGCAGUUCUUCGACAAGGUGCCGGCCAAGCACAGCUACGGGAUGCUCUUCUGCUCCUGCAGGGACAUCGCCUGCACCGAGCGGCGGCGGCAGACCAUCGUGCCCGUGUGCUCCUACGAGGAGAGGGAGAAGCCCAACUGUUUGAACCUGCAGGACUCCUGCAAGACAAAUUACAUCUGCAGAUCUCGCCUGGCGGAUUUUUUCACCAACUGCCAGCCGGAGUCCAGGUCUGCCAGCAGCUGCCUGAAGGAAAACUACGCGGACUGCCUCCUCGCCUACUCGGGGCUCAUUGGUACAGUCAUGACCCCCAACUACAUAGACUCCAGCAGCCUCAGCGUGGCCCCGUGGUGUGACUGCAGCAACAGCGGCAACGACCUGGAAGAGUGCUUGAAGUUUCUGAAUUUCUUCAAGGACAAUACGUGUCUUAAAAAUGCAAUCCAGGCUUUUGGCAACGGCUCCGAUGUCACAGUGUGGCAGCCAGCCCUCCCGGUUCAGACUACCACUGCCACGACCACCACAGCCUUCCGGGUCAAGAACCAGCCCCUGGGGCCAGCAGGGUCCGAGAAUGAGAUCCCCACCCAUGUGUUACCGCCGUGUGCAAAUUUACAGGCUCAGAAGCUGAAAUCCAAUGUGUCGGGUAGUACACACCUCUGUCUUUCUGAUCGUGAUUACGAAAAGGAUGGUCUCGCUGGUGCCUCCAGCCACAUAACCACAAAAUCAAUGGCUGCCCCUCUGAGCUGCGGUCUGAGCCCACGGCUGGUUCUGGUGGUAACCGCCCUGUCCACCCUCUUACCUUUGUCCUUGGCAGAAACGUUAUAGCUGCGUUUCAAGAACGACAUGGACCUGUAAAAAGACAAACACCAAGUUAUCUGUUUCCUGUCCUCUUGUAUAUCUGAAAUUCCAGUUUUAGGCGCUCCGUUGAAACAUUGCUCAAGCAGUUUCAUCCAACUGAAACUUUUUCCUCUUUUUUUUUUUUUUUUUUUUUAAGAAAGCUUCUUGUGAUCCUUAGGGCUUCUGUGGGAUUCCCAAUGCAGUGCUACAUUCCAAACUCAAAAGGCUUUGGGGUAUGUUGUAUUGUAAAGGGACCGUUUGUACAUCUGGCUGUAAAGCGAAAGGGGGCCAAGUUUUUUCAUGAUGAUGAUGUUAAUCAUUUAACCCUGCCCUUUACUCGCUAGCGAAGGGGUUAGUAUUGCUCAAGAACCUUCCCCAUUUCAUGUGGUGGCUUUGAUUUCUGAUGACAUCACUGCAGCCUCACAAGCUUUUGGGUCACAAAUCAGAGAUUCCCCUAGAGAGAAUCCUUGAUGGACUUUGUGCAGACGAGCUUGUACCAACGCUCGCCUUUCUGUGCGUUCUGCCCUUCCCGCGCUCACGUUGGUGUUCCGUAGCCAGUUCUCUCUCCUACAAAACCAAAAGCACCCGUCACACCCAAAGGCGGUGUCUGGCUUCUAGUGCAAACAGAGUGCGGGGCGUGGGUGUGAAGCCUCACGAGCCUCGGUCAUUGACCUCCCUCCCCUGAGCCUUACCCACGCGAGAAGCCCUCCACUAACAAGCGCCCAACAUAGCUGAAGCGUUGCUCUAACCUCUUUACAUGUUUGAUCUUCUAUGUAGAAAACAAUUUACUACUAAAUGAUUUCAACUGUUGGCUUUCUAUA